GUUUUAGUAUUCGUUCUGAAGCGGGUAGUUGUAGUUAUCUUAAGUGCGAAAUCAAAAAUAAAAAAAAAACAAAAAAAAAAUUUUUUUUUCGAUUUUAGCUAAAGAAUUUUUUUUUAUUCUUUAAAUUUUUUAUUUUAAAAACGAAAUAAUUAAGUUUUUUUUUUAAAUUUUUGUAAUAAGCACACAUAUAAUUUAAAAAAAUGUCUUCACGUUUCAACCGCCCAAGAAGAACUCGUCUCUAUGAUGCUGCCUACAGAGCCGGCGAAAGUUAUUACAAGCCAGCUUUAGAUGACUUAGAUAAAAGGCGCUUAGGCAGAACUUCAUCACCAGCAGUGUCUUCUACACAUACACCAUCACGUAUAAAAUUUGAUCUUGAUAGUAAUUUAGAUGCAGAAUUACAAGAUGCUAGAUCUAGAGCUCAUCGUGCUAUCACAGAAGAACCAUCAUUAUUCGAUUCAAGGGGUCAUAUUGUUGGACGCUCUCAACAGCGUGCCAUUGCUAAUGCAUCCGCAUACCUUGACGGUGAAGAAUUAGGAGAAGAAAUCCAGUCUUCCCUUAGCCGUAUUCGUGCUAACAGACAAAACAUGAGAUCAUUAAUCGAUGAUUUGGAUUUAGAUGAUUCAUUCAGUACAAUCAAACGUAGAGCAAAUAUAGAUUUGGGUGAAAAAUUAAUGCAAAUCAAUAAGAGUGGCGAAGAAGACUAUGGCAUUAAAUCACGUGGCAUUAAGUUGGUCUCCGGAAUUGCUGAUGUUGAUUCCGAAUUCGAACCAGAAUUCAAGAGCAGAACUAGAAAGUUAAUUGAUAGAUUAGGCGAUGAAUCUGGAGAACUCGAUUCAACAAGACGUUCAGUUUUACAAAGUUUCCGUAAAACUGUAAUUACAAGCGAUGAAUCAGCAACAUCAUCAGCAGCUGCAAAACGAGCUCAAGAAACUAAAACCCGUUUAGCUAAUCUUGAAACGGAUAUUAUGAACAGACAAGAAAAACUUCAUAAUCAUGAAGCACGUUCAGCACGUUUAAGAAAUUUUAUGGCUGAAAAUGAUAUUGAAUCUAUUAAAAAGGAAGCAAUUUCUUUCUAAAACAAUAAUAAAAAAAAGCAUAAAAAACAUAAAAACAAAUAUAUCAAAACGAAUUAAAUAAAAAAAGAAACAUAAUUUUCUUUUAAUUUUAAAUAAUAAAAUAAAUUUAUAAACAAUAUUUACCUGAGAGAGAGAUUGUUCAAAUCCUGUAGUAAUUCUUAUUUACUUAAUAUGCAAUAUUUUAUCGUAUUUUUCUUUUUUUGUCGACCAUUGAUCAAUACUGAAAAUAUUUUAAAAUUAUUUUCCAAAUAUUUUUAAAAUAAAUAAAAAAGCACCAAAACAAAAGUGUCAUCAUCAUUGUCAUUAUAGAAUACAAAAAAAAAAGAAAAAAAAAUAUGUUUUAGUCCUUUAUGUAAAAUUUUUGCACAAAUAUAAAAAUUUCCUAGGUUUUUAAUUAAAAUGAAAAAUCUGAAUUAAUUAUGUAGAUUUUAAAUAGAAUUAAAAAGAAAUAAUUGUAUGCUUCGACGAUUAAAAUCUACCGUCAUAAAAAUGUAAAAUUAAUUUAAAAUUUGUUGAGUUAACAUCAAAAAAUUCCAAAACAUUAAAAAAAAAAGAAAAGAUUGUAAUAUGUAUUUAUUAUGAUAGAACAUCGAACAGAGAGAACCCAAAUAACACUUAUCGCACAAUUAAGUUGUAAUUUGAGUGCUCACUGUUUUAUUAACACAAACGUACUAUUAUAAUCUCAUAUAAAAUUAAUUAUCAAUAUAAGAGAAAAAUUAAUGAUCUUUAAACAACACCUUCUAUUAUAAAUUAUAACAAAAAAAACAAAUUAUAUAAUGAGUAUGAAACAAAACACAAAUUUUGUACAUUAAAAAAUUAUUUAUUUUUUUUAUUUAAAUUUAUUUUAUUUUAAAAAUAUAUAGUUAAGUUUUCUUCUGUGUCUCUUUUUAUAUAUUAUUAUAAUUAAAAAAAAAUAUUGUAAUGAUUAUUGUUGAUAUCUAAUUCUAAAUUAUAAACCAAAAAAAUAUAUAUAUAUAUAUUACAAACAAAAAGAACAAAACGUGUAAAACUUUCUCUGAACACAAUUAUGUGAAAGCUAAGCAAAAUAUUUAUGUAACGAAAUUGUGUAAGAGGAAAAAAGAAUGCCAAUAAAGGUUUGUUGACUACAA
This is a messenger RNA of Condylostylus longicornis, 2185 nucleotides long. RefSeq lists its product as uncharacterized. The record is from RefSeq and is a predicted model, not a curated record. Lineage: Eukaryota; Metazoa; Arthropoda; Insecta; Diptera; Dolichopodidae. The transcript has 6 exons. Bases 201 to 1076 code for a protein of 291 amino acids.